This is a messenger RNA of Abrus precatorius (Indian licorice), 3019 nucleotides long. Its product is annotated as protein LHY-like. Bases 596 to 2641 code for a protein of 681 amino acids. Gene Ontology annotation, molecular function: DNA binding. Lineage: Eukaryota; Viridiplantae; Streptophyta; Magnoliopsida; Fabales; Fabaceae. The record is from RefSeq and is a predicted model, not a curated record. The transcript is spliced from 8 exons.
AAAAAAAGUUUGAGAAAUUGUAGUGGCUGAGAUUGCUUCAGUUCGGUGUGGAUGUUUCUGGUUCGUUGUAGUUGAGGUCGUUCCGUCAUUCUUCUUCUUCUUCUGUUUCUGCUGCUACCACUGCUUCUUCUUUUCUCUUCCAGUUUGAUUCUUCUUCCGAUCCCAAGACUCUAAUUCGCCAUUGCCGCAAAUGAGUCCUCCGGCGAGCGUCCGGUGAAUUCCGUUGCUUUUCAUGAAUGAUCGCACCUGCAACCCUCUUCUUCACCAUGAUUUUAUUUCGAGGUUUUGGCGCCGUGGAGUUCGUUUUGUAGCAUCACCUAAUCAUCAGCUUCUGCUUACUUUAUCCACAACGGCUUUAAUAGUUGCUGUGCUCCAUGUCACAAAAAACGAAAGGAGAUAUUCCUUCUACCCACUCCUUGUGAGAGAAGAUUUGAAGCAGCGCUAGCUGCACACGUCCUCCAAUGGACGCCUACUCCUCCGGAGAAGAAGUCGUUGUUAAGACUAGAAAACCAUAUACAAUCACAAAGCAAAGAGAACGAUGGACAGAGGAGGAACAUAAUAGAUUUCUUGAAGCCCUGAAGCUAUACGGGCGAGCAUGGCAGCGCAUAGAAGAGCAUAUUGGAACAAAGACUGCCGUGCAAAUCAGAAGCCAUGCACAGAAAUUCUUUUCAAAGGUCAAUCGUUGGAGAAAGAAGCUCUUGUAAAGGGUGUUCCAAUUGGACAAGCUCUUGACAUAGACAUCCCCCCUCCACGACCAAAAAGAAAACCGAGCAAUCCUUAUCCCCGUAAGACCAGUAUUGGUACCUCAAUAUUACAUAGUGGAGCAAAGCAUGGAAAGUCUCUCAUUUCAGUUGCAUCUUCAUUUGGUAAACAAGCACUGGACUUGGAGAAAGAACCAUUUCCAGAGGAGGCAGCCUGUUUAUCUGUAUCUUCGGCAAACAAGAACUCAAUGUCAGUGCCGCUGAGAAAUUUAUGUGCCUUAAGGGAGUUUAUACCUUCAGAGAAAGAUGUAACUCGAGAUGAAACAAAUGAUUUUUUUGUGACUACUGAGCUUGAAAAUCAGAAGUCGGAGACAGAUGGUGGCAAGCACGCACAACAAAACAAUGGCAGUUUUGAAGUCUCCGAGUUGGAGAACUCUGGUGCGUCCAAAUUGGUGCAAUCUGAGAAAAAAGAUGGUCUUAAUUGUGCGUUAACACUAGAUGGAAUGCAAGGCAGUCAGAAUUUCCCAAGACAUGUCCCUGUGCACGUAGUUGAUGGGAACCUUGGAGCUAGUACUCAAAAUCCAUCCCAAAAUAUGUUGUUUCGAGACUCCAUAUUUCAGCCAAUAGGAGGGGUAAAUGGACAACCAAAUCUUGUCACCAAUUCUGCUACAGAAAACACAACUGAAAGUCAAAAUAACACAGCACGAUCCUCAAUUCAUCAAUCAUUUCCUCCUUGUCCUCCCUAUACACAACAUAAUCAGGAUGAUUUCCAAUCAUUUCUUCACAUGUCCUCCACAUUUUCAAGUCUUAUUGUCUCUACCACGCUGCAAAACCCUGCAGCUCAUGCUGCAGCAAGUUUAGCUGCUACAUUUUGGCCUUAUGCAAAUGCAGAAACUUCGGCAGACUCUUCCGUGUGUUCUAAAGGUUUUCCAUCUGGUCAAAUUGGCUCAUCUCCAAGUGUGGCAACUAUUGCAGCUGCUACAGUAUCUGCUGCAACUGCAUGGUGGGCUGCCCAUGGACUGCUUCCUUUGUAUGCUCCACUCCAUGCAGCUUUUGCCUGUCCUCCUGCAUCAGCAGUUACAGUUCCAUCACCGAAUAUUGGUGAAUCACCACAAAAAACAGAGCAAGGAGAAAUUACACUACAAAACCCUCCCCUGCAAGAUCAGGUACUGGAUCCAGAACACUCAGAAGCUCUGCAAGCUCAACAUUCAGCUUCUAAGUCACCAGUUGUUUCUUCAUCGGAAUCUGAGGAGAUUGGGGAUGUCAAUUCAAAUACUAUAUCAAAGGCUGAUAAUCAUGAGAUAAACCAAGAAAUUUCCGAGCACCCUGAUUCUAACAAAAUGAAGGGAAGGAAACAGGUUGAUCGUUCCUCAUGUGGUUCCAACACAGCCUCCAGCAGUGAAGAGACUGAGGUACUAGAGAAGGAUGAGAAAGAAAAGGAAGAGUUAAAGACAGCUGAUGCAAACCAUUUAGCUAAUGAGCCUAGUAAUCGUCGUAGUAGAUGCAUUAGCAACCUUACUGAUUCUUGGAAGGAGGUCUCUGAAGAGGGGCGACUCGCCUUUCAGGCCCUAUUCUCCAGGGAGGUGUUGCCUCAAAGCUUUUCACCUCCGCAUGAUUUGAAAAAUAAUGAUAAUCAGACGGACAACAUCAAGGAUAACAAACAAAGCACAGACUACAAAGAUGAAGAUCUUGACAGCAAGAAAUGCAGUUCUAAUUGUGCAGGGGUGCAGAAAAACCUGCCAUUUGUGGAAAAUAACAAAGAGGUGGAGGGACUGCUAACCUUAGGUCUUGGACAAGGAAAGCUAAAGACUCAUCGAACAGGGUUUAAACCUUACAAAAGAUGUUCGGUAGAGGCAAAUGACAACAGGAUCGGAAUGGCCUGCAACGAAGAAGAGAAAGGUCCAAAGAGAAUACGCUUGGAUAGGGAGGCUUCAACUUGACGCUUGAUAUAUGCAUGCAACAUCACACAAAGAAAAUCUCUAGGUUUGCAUAUAUCAUUUCUAUGUCCUCUUGUUCAAUGUCUAUAUUGCUUAUUUUCUAAUUCUGCAGCUCACGAAACUUGUCGUGUAGGUGUGUGUACCAUAUUAAAUUACUACAUACGCUCUUUUACACUCUUGGACCGAUGUUACUGCAAUUAAAAACUCCGUUAAAAUAGACUUAGAUAAGAAACAUUAAGUACUGUUUGAGCAUUGAACACUUAAGCAAUUUAUGAUCCUUCAUUCAGUCACUUCCUUUUCGAUUUUUUUUAGUUGUGUGACAUCUGUAGUGACCUAUUUUCCUCUAUUGCAAAAUCUGCUCAGAUUGAACAAAAAUUUCUU